UUCAGCAAGUUGUGACAGCAAGACCACACCUCCUCGACUGUGUCAUGUAAGCAUGCAGUCAAGGUGACGCUAAAGCAGAGCAGCACGAGGACGCAGCAUGGCCGCAACACGUCCAGCAGCAGCAAUAACAACAACAACAUGCCGGCAGCUGACAUUGUGACAGGAUGCACAUCGCAGAUUUUGUGUCCGGCUCGUUGGCAGGGGCCUGCGGCGUGGCGGUGGGAUACCCUCUGGACACUGUCAAGGUGCGGAUCCAAACCCAGAAACAGUUCAGUGGAAUAGUACAGUGUGUGAUGGUCACCUUUUCCAAAGAAGGGGUGCACGGCUUCUUCAAAGGCAUGUCACUACCCGUCACCACCAUCUCCAUCACGUCGUCUGUGGUGUUCGGCACCUACAGGAACUGUCUGCAGUGUCUGAAGCAGGCCAGAGGAGCUGUGAGCGGUCCCAACACCAAACGAGAAGUCUUCCUGUCUGGCCUGGCAGGUGGAAUUAUGCAAACGUUAGUCCUGUCCCCAGGUGACAUCGUCAAAGUGCGUCUCCAGUGUCAGACUGAGUCCAGGAGGCGACAAGGCAGCUCAGCCCAUCCCAAGUACCGCGGUCCCAUCCACUGCCUGCUGAGCAUUGUCAGAGAAGAGGGCUUCCGGGGUCUCUACAGGGGGGUCAUGCCUCUCAUGCUUAGGGACGGACCGUCCUUCGCCACCUACUUUUUGACCUACGCCAGCGUUUGUGAAUGGCUGACAGAGAGUGGCAGAGAGAAGCCAGCCUGGGGCGUGGUGAUGCUGGCUGGGGGCGUGGCAGGAAUGGCGGGGUGGACCCUUGGCACGCCAAUGGACAUCAUCAAGGCACGCCUACAGAUGGACGGCGCCCGGGAGAGGAAGCGCUACCGAGGUUUUUUUCACUGCAUCGCCGAGACUGCGCGCACCGAGGGCCCCAGCGUCUUCUUCCGGAGCUGGGGCAUCAACUGCCUGCGCGCCUUCCCAGUCAACAUGGUGGUGUUUGUCAUGUAUGAGCUGCUCACCCACAUCCUGCAAGACACGCAUGACAGUGUGCCCCCUUCACGGGUCAGCCUGGAAUAACAGAACAUUGUACCUGGAAAAGAGAUCCCACCUGAAUAUUAAAUAUUUUAUCAUAAAACGUUUGAAUAAUGUACAAAGCAACAUUUGGUUACAUAUAUGUUUAAAAAGAAGUGCGAGUGUUAUAAUAAUAUCAUGUUAGGUUAGCUUACCGUAUUUUCCGCACUAUAAGGCGCACCUAAAAACCACAAAUUUUCUCAAAAGCUAACAGUGCGCCUUAUAACCCGGUGCGCUUUAUUACGAUUAAUUUUCAUAAAGUUUCGAUCUCGCAACUUCGGUAAACAGCCGCCAUCUUUUUUCCCGGUAGAACAGGAAGCGCUUCUUCUUCUACGCAAGCAACCGCCAAGGAAAGCACCCGCCCCCAUAGAACAGGAAGCGCUUCACCCGCCCCCGGAAGAAGAAGAAAAAACGCGCGGAUAUCACCGUACGUUUCAUUUCCUGUUUACAUCUGUAAAGACCACAAAAUGGCUCCUACUACGCGAC
This is a messenger RNA of Nerophis lumbriciformis (worm pipefish), 1556 nucleotides long. It is a transcript of the gene slc25a47a, whose product is annotated as solute carrier family 25 member 47a. NCBI's taxonomy places the organism in Eukaryota, Metazoa, Chordata, Actinopteri, Syngnathiformes, Syngnathidae. The record is from RefSeq and is a predicted model, not a curated record. Gene Ontology annotation, molecular function: transmembrane transporter activity. Gene Ontology annotation, cellular component: mitochondrion. Gene Ontology annotation, biological process: transmembrane transport.